Notothenia coriiceps (black rockcod) is the source of this 617-nucleotide messenger RNA. RefSeq names its product PHD finger protein 20-like. The annotation marks the transcript as partial. The transcript is spliced from 2 exons. Lineage: Eukaryota; Metazoa; Chordata; Actinopteri; Perciformes; Nototheniidae. The record is from RefSeq and is a predicted model, not a curated record.
AAGAUGUAUGCGCCACAUCUAUACCAUGAGCGCAUUGCUCCUAAAAAGUUGUAAUGUGCGCUACACAGGUCAUAUUAUCUCUGCUGCUCUCACACUGCGAGCACCAUCUGACCCUACAGUUGUAACCCUGUCCACUUUCUCACACUCCUUUGCAACUUCGAGAAACUGCUUUCUGUCCCGCAGCUCUCCAUCCCACCCUGACCUGCAGCUGUGGAGGUUGCCGUGGAGACGAGAGGAGGGGUCCAGGUCGGCCUCCAGCCCGAGAGGAGAGACCUCGAUCUGCUACGUGAGCAGCGAACACUGCUACCAGAAACCAGGUGCAUCAUGGGAGAAAUCCGAGGAGAGAGACAAGGAGACGCAGACGGUGGUGGUGAAGCAGGAGCAGGAGGAAAUAAAGCUUGAAGAUGUGGAGAUGGGACCAGCUGAUGCUACAGCAGAUGCACACUCAGUGACACACACAGACACACCGCCCCGCAUAAAGGCAGAGAGCCACACACACACUGCGGAGCCUCGUCCAGCGUCCGAGGCCGAGUGUCAGCUGAACCUGCUGGAGCACGUGGAGACGCUGCACCAUCAGAUCAGCGCCAGGAUGGACCUGAUAGAGCGGGAGCUGGACG